This is a messenger RNA of Miscanthus lutarioriparius, 3075 nucleotides long. Lineage: Eukaryota; Viridiplantae; Streptophyta; Magnoliopsida; Poales; Poaceae. The record is from the annotation of a GenBank genome assembly.
AUGGGCGUGCCGGCCUUCUACCGGUGGCUGGCGGAGAAGUACCCGAUGGUGGUGGUGGACGUGGUGGAGGAGGAGCCCGUCGAGAUCGAGGGCGUCCGGGUCCCCGUCGACACCUCCAAGCCCAACCCCAACGGCCUCGAGUUCGACAACCUCUACCUCGACAUGAACGGCAUCAUACACCCCUGCUUCCACCCGGAGGAUAGGCCCUCCCCAACAACAUUUGCUGAGGUUUUCCAGUGCAUGUUCGAUUACAUCGAUAGACUCUUCAUCAUGGUUCGCCCUAGGAAGCUUAUGUACAUGGCUAUUGAUGGUGUGGCUCCACGUGCUAAAAUGAACCAACAACGUUCUAGACGAUUCAGAGCUGCAAAAGAUGCAGCUGAUGCGGCUGCAGAGGAAGAACGGUUGCGUGAAGAGUUUGAGAGGGAAGGAAGAAGGCUUCCUGCAAAACAGCAAUCACAGACUUGUGAUUCUAAUGUUAUUACUCCAGGAACCGAGUUUAUGGCUGUUCUUUCAGUUGCUUUACAGUACUACAUCCAUCAAAGACUGAAUUAUGAUCCUGGAUGGAAAAAAAUUAAAGUUAUUCUAUCUGAUGCCAAUGUUCCUGGUGAAGGGGAACAUAAAAUAAUGUCAUAUAUUCGUGGUCAACGGAAUCUCCCCGGAUUUAAUCCAAACACCCGCCAUUGCUUGUAUGGCCUGGAUGCAGACCUCAUAAUGUUAGCUUUAGCAACUCAUGAAGUACACUUUUCUAUAUUGAGAGAGGUUGUUUUUACACCUGGACAGCAGGACAAGUGCUUCUUAUGUGGUCAGGUGGGACAUCUAGCCGCUAAUUGUGAAGGAAAGGCAAAAAGAAAAGCUGGGGAAUAUGAUGAGAAAGGUGAAGCUAUUGUUCCAAAGAAACCAUACCAGUUCUUGAAUAUCUGGACCCUUCGGGAGUACUUAGAAUAUGAGUUCAGAAUGCCAAAUCCGCCUUUCCAGAUUGAUUUUGAACGCAUUGUUGAUGAUUUCAUCUUCAUGUGCUUUUUCGUUGGCAAUGAUUUUCUUCCACAUAUGCCAACAUUAGAGAUCAGGGAGGGAGCUAUCAAUCUGUUAAUGGCUGUGUACAAGAAAGAAUUUCCUUCAAUGGGUGGCUAUUUAACAGAUUCUUGCACGCCAGAUCUGAAUAGAGUCGAACACUUCAUUCAAGCAGUUGGCUCUUAUGAGGAUAAAAUAUUUCAGAAAAGGGCUCGUUUGCAUCAGCGUCAAUCAGAAAGAAUAAAACGGGAAAAGGCCCAAGCAAAGCGUGGGGAUGAUCUGGAUCCCCAUGUCAGAGAUGAUCUUAUUGUACCUGUUGCAAAUUUCCGAGGGUCUCGCCUUGCAUCUGGGGCAGUACCUUCACCAUAUGAACAGAAUGGAUCUCAUAGAGAAAGGAACAGCCAAGCUCGGAAAGCUCCAAGAUUAUCAUCAUCAGGUUCCAGCAUUGCCGCUGCUAUUGUUGAGGCUGAAAAAGAUCUUGAAGCACAGGAGCUUGAAAACAAAGAAGAAUUGAAGUCUAUGCUUAAGGAUGCUCUUCGUGAGAAAUCAGAUGUCUUCAAUUCUGAAAAUCCAGAGGAGGACAAGGCUCUCAAGUAUACUGAAGGAUUGUGUUGGGUGAUGCACUACUACUAUGAAGGGGUCUGCUCAUGGCAAUGGUUUUAUCCUUAUCAUUAUGCUCCUUUUGCUUCGGAUUUAAGGAGUUUGAGUCAGCUCAAUAUAACUUUUGAACUUGGGUCACCAUUCAAGCCAUUUGAUCAGCUAAUGGGGGUUUUCCCUGCUGCAAGUGCUCAUGCACUUCCUCUAAAGUAUCGGCAACUGAUGACUGAUCCAAAUUCAUCAAUAAUUGAUUUUUAUCCAACAGAUUUUGAAGUAGAUAUGAAUGGGAAAAGAUUUUCUUGGCAGGGGAUAGCAAAACUGCCCUUUAUAGAAGAAGACCGGUUGCUGGCUGAGAUUAAAAAAGUUGAGCAUACUUUGACGCCUGAAGAAGCAAGGAGAAACAGUACUAUGUGCAAUAUGCUUUUUGUGAAUGGCUCCCAUUCACUUUCUCCUUAUAUCUACUCUCUCAACAGUAAAUUCGGGCAUCUGCCAGACAAAGACCAUGGUGGAAUCAAAGAAAAACUUGAUCCUUCAGCUAGUGGAGGAAUGAAUGGUUACAUUGCACUCUGCGGUGGGGACCCAUCCCCUCCUGUCUUCAGAUCUCCUGUUGAUGGGCUUGAGGACAUCAUGGAUAAUCAAGUGAUAUGCUCAAUCUACAAGCUUCCGGAUCCCCACAAGCACAUCGCCCGUCCACCUGCUGGUGUUAUCAUACCCAAGAAGAGUGUAGAAGCCGGUGAUCUGAAACCUCCACCAGUGCUGUGGCAUGAAGACAGUGGUAGGAGGCCUCAUGAUAACAAUUACCGGAGGCCUUAUGAUAACAGCAACAGGCAAAACCCAUCAGGAGCUCUAUCUGGCCGCCAACUCGGGGAAGCUGCCCAUCGACUUGUUGUAAACAGCUUGAAUGUUCGGGGUGGUGGGCAACAUAAUUCCCCAUCUAUGCCAUAUCAGACAAUAAUGAGUGGUAUGAACUAUCCAAAUGGAAUGCAUCACGUGGGUAACCAUGGAGUGCCUCCGAGAAUGGAACAGCCUGCUGGUCGUCCAGGCUGGCAUGUUCCUGGUGAUAACAUGGCCAAUGGUCAAGCAGCAUAUGGUCAGUAUCACCCUGAAAGGUCAGGACCUUCUCGGUAUGAACGAGAUAACCGUGGAAGGCAACAGUAUAACCCAUAUGCAAGAGAGAACCACCAUCAUUCUAGUGGAAGAGUUCAACCACCUGGAUACCAUCAAAACCGUGGCAACUCACAGUCUGCUGCCCCAUCAGCAGGUCCUGGGCUGUAUGGGCAACCCCCACCAGCAUAUGCUGGUGGUUAUUCAGGGGGAUACCAGCCUGCACCAUAUGGAGCUCAACAGUGGCAGCAGCGACCUUAUGGAGGUGGGACACCCCCCACAAGACCUAACUCACACCAGUCACAAAACCAUUAUGGCUCCUUAGAUAGAAGUUCUAACAAGAGGUCCUCAGGUCAUGGCUGA